Messenger RNA from Drosophila ficusphila, 529 nucleotides. RefSeq lists its product as uncharacterized. Lineage: Eukaryota; Metazoa; Arthropoda; Insecta; Diptera; Drosophilidae. The transcript has a single exon. The record is from RefSeq and is a predicted model, not a curated record. The coding region runs from base 308 to 529 and encodes 73 amino acids.
ACAAAACUCAGUUAACUUGAAUAAAUAUAAAGAGGCUUUUGAAUAAACAAAUCACAGCAAGCUAUUUUUCUGCAUUACAAAUGAUUUGUUCUCCAUCAGCAUGCAACCUUUUUCAACGAUUAUUACGAAUUAUUACUUUUAGUGCACAAUAUAUAAGCCUAAUUUACAUUAGAUUGGAAAAAUGGGUACAUUUAACACUGUAAAUUACAGAUAGUGUGAAUUUUGAUCUAUCAAACAAUAGUAGACACGAAAAUUACCCUAUUUAAGUGCACCUUAGUUCGGUGUUUUCGUUUAGUUUGUACCCAACAUGGAACUCUUCAAGUCUCUUGUGCUUUUGCUACUGCUAGUCCUGCCCCAAUGUUACUUCGAGGCAGUCGGAUAUACCCACCAGCAUGCUGGCUUCGCUCAACGACUGCAGAUAAAGCCAGCCUGCUUGCAGGUGCCCCAGAAAUACACCGAAGCUCCAACUCCAACACCAUCCAUAAUCUUUUCUUCGCUGGAGGAGGUCAGCAGAGCAAAGACAGAUUAA